AUGGAGCCUGGGUACCUGAAUCAUGGUCACCCUUGUAGAGCAACAACACUUGUUACUCUUUCAUUUUUGCUCUUCACACUAGUGUUCUUCUCCAGCUUCACUUAUGCUUCCUCUUCUUCUGUGUAUCCGGAAUUGAAUCCUAUAAAACCUAGACACUCGCGUCUUCUCAGGAGUGCCGUGCAACGUGAAACUCCUACAUCACAGCUUUCUGAACUAUGGUCACCUCUGGAAAGCCAAGGAUGGAAACCUUAUGUUGAAUCAAAUAAACCAACAUUACCAGAAAAGUCCGAGGGAUAUAUCCAAGUCUUUCUCGAUGGAGGUUUGAACCAGCAAAGGAUGGGGAUAUGUGAUGCAGUUGCUGUUGCAAAGAUACUGAAUGCUACACUAGUGAUCCCAUACCUUGAAUUAAAUCCUGUAUGGCGAGAUUCAAGCUCCUUCAUGGAUAUAUUUGAUGUAGAUCAUUUCAUUGAUGUAUUGAAGGAUGAUAUUUCUAUAGUUAAAGAGCUUCCUGGAGAGUACUCUUGGAGCACAAGGGAGUACUAUGGCUUGGCUAUUCGAGAAACCAGAAUCAAGGCUGCACCUGUGCAUGCAUCAGCCCACUGGUAUCUGGAGAAUGUUUUGCCAGUCCUACAGAGUUAUGGUAUUGCUGCAAUCUCUCCAUUUUCUCAUCGACUGAGUUUUGACAACUUACCUAUGGAUAUUCAACAUCUACGCUGUAAAGUCAACUUUGAAGCUUUAAUCUUUGUUCCUCAUAUCAGAACACUUGGAGAUGCCCUUAUCAGCCGCCUUCGCUAUCCAGAAGGCUCAGCUGGAGAAAUGGGCUCCAACAACCUUCAAGAGGUCACCAGUGCACCUGCUAGGAAAAAUGCGGGGAAGUUUGUUGUUCUACACCUCCGAUUUGAUAAGGAUAUGGCAGCACAUUCAGCCUGCGAUUUUGGUGGAGGAAAAGGUGAAAAAUUGGCCCUUGCAAAGUACAGACAGGUUAUUUGGCAAGGGAGGGUUCUUAACUCCCAAUUCACUGAUGAAGAGUUGAGGAGUCAAGGUCGUUGUCCAAUGACUCCAGAAGAGGUUGGAUUGUUGCUGGCAGCUCUUGGGUUUGAUAAUAGCACUCGUUUAUAUCUCGCUUCCCACAAGGUCUAUGGUGGAGAAGCAAGGAUUUCAACUUUGAGGGAAUUGUUUCCUCUAAUGGAAGACAAAAAGAGCCUUGCUUCAUCUGAUGAACGUGCUCAGAUAAAGGGAAAAGCUUCUCUAUUAGCUGCACUUGACUACUAUGUUGGCUUGCAUAGUGACAUCUUCAUCUCUGCUUCCCCAGGAAACAUGCACAAUGCGUUGGUUGGACACCGUACUUACCUGAACUUAAAGACCGUAAGGCCAAAUAUGGCAUUGAUGGGUCAGCUGUUCCUAAAUAAAACCAUAGAGUGGUCAGAGUUUCAGGAUGCAGUGGUUGAAGGUCAUCAAAGCAGACAAGGCCAACUAAGGCUCAGGAAGCCCAAACAAUCCAUUUACACGUAUCCUGCUCCUGAUUGCAUGUGUCAAGCUUAG
Sphenostylis stenocarpa is the source of this 1542-nucleotide messenger RNA. The record is from the annotation of a GenBank genome assembly. NCBI's taxonomy places the organism in Eukaryota, Viridiplantae, Streptophyta, Magnoliopsida, Fabales, Fabaceae.